AUGGCCUCAGAUCCGCCCGAAGAGGCGCUGCACUUCCGGGGCAAGACGCUCACGCCUGAGAGCCCGCGGCCACUGCAUAUCGCGGAGCCGUCGAAUAUACCCCUCCUGCAGAACCAGAUGGACGCCUCCUACCAUGACACCUCCGCCCUCGAGACUGUCCCGGAGGUCAAGGAACACACGUUGAACCCGGUGCUUGUUGAGCAGGGCCUACAGCGGCCGGCGGUGGGCGACCAGGUGGUGGACCAUACGUACUCGCUGCUGCAGAGCGGGCUGCAGCAGAUGAACGCGAGUGCCGCUGGUGGCGUUGCCGGAAUCACAGGUAGUCUCCCUGAAUCUAAUGCAAAUACAGAGGGCAUGCCGUCAGGAAAUGAAAUGAUACUCGCUUCUUCUACUCAAGACGAGGUUUUGACACAUUCACUUUCAUCUCCAGUGCCUGAUCCCAAUGUCAUCCAAGAGCCAGACCGGCAGCACCCUCAAACCCACCCUGAUACCGCUGCCCUUACCCAUAUCGCGGAGACGGUAGAGAAUAAUAACAUAACAGCCCAUCUAGCUCGUCUAUAUCCAGCCGCUCCGGUUGCUGCUUCGUAUACUUACCAGCACCAGCAGCAGCCGCCACCGAUGCACUCUGGAGCUGCUACUGGCUACCCCUUGGCUUCGGCUGAGAAUUCAGGUGAUAUGAACUCAGAUAUCUCUCAGUCUUGUCUUUUCGGCACAGCUGCUGCCUAUCAUAGCAUGCUUGGUAGCACUGUACCUUCGUCUACAUCAUGUAUCACUACCGCUGCCACUACUACUGCCGCAGCUGCUACUAUGUCUACGUCUGCAGCUCAUGCUACAGUGCCCAUCAACCAGACAGCUCAUACCCUCGGCGGCAUUGCCAUUCCCAACAUGCCCAUAUCUUAUCCAUCUACGCAUCCUCUUCACUCACUUGCUGCUGCCCAUGAAAGUGAGCCCAUCCAACCAAGUCAUCCAGACAAAGGCCCUGAUGCCUCCCCAUCUAAAGAAACCUUUCAAAGUGAUAAAAGUAAUAUUCUGCCUCAGAGUGGGCAUUCGGCUGCCAUGGAUGCAUCGGCCGGCCUAUCUACAUCCCUUCCCAGUCCUAAGCAAGCACCGACAAAGUCCCAUGCCAGGAAAGUAUCCGCUACCUCACGGAAACGUGAUAGCUAUGAUGAUAAUAAAGAGUCUACAAAGGGUGACCAGCAAGAUGAUACCCCCUGGGGGCCUGAGAUUCAGAAAAAGUAUGACGAUUUUCUCCGAGAUGAACGCAUAUAUGUCACCGAGGCGCAUUGGGAUAGGUUUCCCGCCGGUUCCCGUCUGUUUAUUGGCAAUCUGCCGACUGAACGAGUGACCAAACGGGAUCUCUUCCAUAUAUUUCAUAUGCAUGGAAAACUAGCUCAGAUAUCAAUCAAGCAAGCAUACGGCUUCAUUCAGUUUCUUGAACCUGACUCGUGCCGCAAAGCACUACAGGCUCAGCAGGGUUCUACUAUCAGAGGCCGAAAGAUCCACCUAGAAAUAUCCAAGCCUCAGCGUGGUGCUCGAAACUCUGGCCCAACAGAAAGCAGUGGACGUACCCAGAGAAGAUCAAGGUCACCAGAAUAUGAAAGAAAUAGAGAACCACCACCCCGAGCUGGUCGUGCAGCCGCCGAUCGCUAUGAGAGGGGCCCAGGUAGACUAGCAAUCAGUGAUUUCAGGGAAAAGGACUCCCACCGGUAUCGUGAUAGAAGCUCACGAUCCCCUUCACCGAGGGGACCCCGUCGAGACUCGUAUCACUCCCGAGAACGCAGCUUUGACAGAUACGAUCGUCGAGAGAGGCGGCGAUCGAGGUCACGAUCACCUCGACCUCGAAAUACACGCUACCGUAGCCCCAGCCCAAGAGACAAAGGGUAUGACAGUGAAUCUGACCUGCCAAUCCCAAGAAGGGAUCCACGUAACGUUCCUGAAGUCCAGGUUAUUGUCCUGGAAAAUGCAGACAAUGAUUUUGUGUACCGAGUUGAGAAUGCUUUUCGGGAUCGUGGCCUUAGAUGCGACGUUUUGAUUCUAAGCCCUCGCAUUCGAUUGUCUGCUGUUGUUCGGCGGCAGGUAAUGGAAGGUGUCCUUGCCAUUGUCCGCAUCUCUAGAGCAAAUCAAUACUCAGGGAAGAUCCCGUUGCAGAUAUUCGAUCGAUCCGGUGGGAUGGGCAACGUACGGUUCAACGAAUAUUCUGAGCUUGAUCUCAGCCUCGCAGCCGAAGUCGUUGUGCAUGCACGUAAUUCCCAGAAACCAAAUCCGAUACAACUACAGCCGCAGCUACUACCUGUAGCCUUGCCUUCUCAACCUAUACAGCAGCCGGUACCAGCUCAAUCGGAACAAGCUGCGAUUGCCAGCCUGCUAUCAAACCUUGACAGUUCCACGCUCCAUACGCUACUUAAUUCCCUGAACCAGCAGCAACAGUUGCAAGUCCAGCAAGCACAGCAGCAGCAACAGCAGCAAGCCCGCCAGUUUCACCCCCAACCAGUACCUACCACCGCGCCACCGUUAAAUCCAACGAAUCUUGCAGCACUCUUGGGUAACUUGACGCGUCCGGGUAACGCUAACCCACCAUCUAUUCCCACUACAACAUCUCAAGGCAACCAGUUUGCGCCUCAUCCUAAUACAAUCUCACAUUCCAACAUAAACCUAGCUUCCCUUCUACCAAAAGGCCUUGAUCCAGGACAGAACGGCCAGCCCCCCCAGCCACAAGCCAACAUGCAAGUACAACACAUCAUGGAGCAGCUAAUGAAAUGGAAACAAUAA
Nannizzia gypsea CBS 118893 is the source of this 2769-nucleotide messenger RNA. RefSeq lists its product as hypothetical. The transcript is spliced from 5 exons. Gene Ontology annotation, molecular function: RNA binding. NCBI's taxonomy places the organism in Eukaryota, Fungi, Ascomycota, Eurotiomycetes, Onygenales, Arthrodermataceae. The record is from RefSeq and is a predicted model, not a curated record. Bases 1 to 2769 code for a protein of 922 amino acids.